AUGAAACCAGAUAUAAUAAAGAAAAGAAGACCACUACCAUCUGAUGAUGAAGAUGAAUAUAAUGAAGAAGAUGAAAUGUAUGAAGAUGAUAAUAAUAAUUAUGAAGAAGAUGAAGACGAUGAUGAUGAUGAUGAUGAAGAUGAUGAAGAUGAUGAUGAAAAUGAAGAAGAAUUAAUUAAACAACAAUUAUCAAAUGUAUCAUUUUCAUCAUUAUUAAAAUAUAAAAAGAAUGGACCAACAGAUAAAUUAAAUUUAAAUACAAUUACAAAAAAUCUACAACAACAGAAAUCAUUUAAAAAAGAAGAACAACAAGAAAAAGAGGAGAUGAAUUCAAAGAAUAAAUAUAAAAUAAAGAGAGAGAGUAGUGAUGCACCAGUGGAGAUGACAGCAAUGAAACCAGUAUCAAGAUUUAGACAAGUUGUUGUUAAUAAAACCAAAAUGAAUGUACGUGAUCCUAGAUUUGAUUCGUUAUCAGGUGGUAAAUAUAAUGAAGAUUUGUAUAGAAAAAGAUACGGUUUCCUUGACGAUGUAAUCAAGAGAGAUGUUGAAAGAAUGGAAUCAACAUGGAAGCAAAUGGAUGAUUGUCGUGAAAGAGAUCAACUAUAUAAAAAGAUUCAAUCUAAAAAGUCACAAUUAAAAACUCAACAAUUAAAAGACCAAAAGAGAGAAACAAAGAAUAAACUUUGGUCAAAUGAAAUUGAAUCUGUCAAAAAAGGUAAAACACCAUAUCACAUUUCAAAUAAAACUGUCAAACAAUUUGAACUUCAAGAGAAAUUCAAACAACUUAAAGCCUCCAAUAAAUUGGAUAAAUUCAUGGAAACUAAAAGAAAGAGAAUUUCAAGUAAAGAAAAAACUUUCUUACCACAAAGAAGAUCUUUUGAUCAAGAUGAAAAUUAA
Dictyostelium discoideum AX4 is the source of this 897-nucleotide messenger RNA. RefSeq lists its product as hypothetical. Bases 1 to 897 code for a protein of 298 amino acids. The record is from RefSeq and is a predicted model, not a curated record. The transcript has a single exon. NCBI's taxonomy places the organism in Eukaryota, Evosea, Eumycetozoa, Dictyosteliales, Dictyosteliaceae. Gene Ontology annotation, cellular component: nucleolus.